This is a messenger RNA of Amphimedon queenslandica, 2866 nucleotides long. Its product is annotated as contactin-2-like. The record is from RefSeq and is a predicted model, not a curated record. Gene Ontology annotation, molecular function: protein binding. The transcript has 13 exons. Bases 49 to 2685 code for a protein of 878 amino acids. NCBI's taxonomy places the organism in Eukaryota, Metazoa, Porifera, Demospongiae, Haplosclerida, Niphatidae.
GCAGCUCUUUCUUUCUUCAUCUCCCUUUCCUCUCUCUCUCUUGUCAAGAUGUCCCAAUCACAUCUGUUAACCUUGUUAGCACUUGUAGCUAUCAUAUCUGCACCAGUACAAGGAAACUUAGUGUGGGUGUAUACUACUAGCUCAGAAGUAUUAUUGCAGCCAUUCUCUGGAGAGUCUUUCACCAUUUACUGUUUCACUGAUAAUUCUAGUCAUGAUUCACUCUCCUUCAAACUCAACAAUCAAACACUCUCUACUAAUGAUGAAGUUACAAUAGAGACUGUACCUUUACCUUCACAUGCUGGCAAACAGCUUCAAUUGACAAUAAAUGCAUUCAGUAUGGCCACUGCAGGCAUUUUAACAUGUCAAGCACAUUCUGAUGGCAGUGUGAUCCAGGAAAUAGAUAAAAAUAUUACUGGACAAAAUUAUUCUCUCUCUAUUGUCGGAAGUGGUUCUAUUAUUGAAGGACGUGAUGCAGUGUUGUACUGUCAGUUCCACAGUCCUGGUAGGAAUGCCGAUGGCUACACCUGGAAAGGAAAGAGAAAUGAGAGCCAAGAAUUUGUUUUAUUAGACUGUAAUUCAAGUACACUUAAUGUUAUUAAUUCUUCGUUGAUAUUUGACGAAUAUUCUUGUGAAGUAUCCGUUACACCAACCGAUUUUAAACUAACAACCAAUAGAACAGUCACUACCUACUUUAUUCCUGAAUUGACUGCUAACAGUACAAUAUCCAGUACUGCAUUGAUUGGUGAUAACAUUACACUACAUUGCUCCUUCACUGGAACUGGCCUAAGCUAUACUUGGUCAAGACAAGAUGGUGUCCCUCUCCCUUCUCUUAAAACCCUCACCCUGUACAAUGUCACCUAUGCCAGUGCAGGGGUAUACCAGUGUGUGGCAAGUAAUCUGGCUGGGAAUGAGACACAAAUACAUAAUGUAACUAUAGAAGGUCCACCGCAAAGUUCAAUGACUUCUUCAGUAGCCAUUAGACUAAUAGAAAAUGAGACCAUUGGCCUAUUCUGUCGGUUCACCAGUGUCCCCUCGGCUACUGUACAGUGGUAUAAUGGAUCUCAGUUAUUAGCUGAUAAUAAUGAUAGGGUCAUCCUCUUUUAUGAUACGCUAAGGAUAACAUCAGCUAGCGUCAGUGAUUCUGGAGUGUACAAGUGUAGUGUCACUAAUGAACAUGGAGGGAUCACUUUAUCAUAUAAUGUCUCUGUAAUUGGGACUCCUCCUUCUCCAAAAAAUGUUGCCUUAAGCAAUGUUACUCCAUUCUCAGUCUCGUUGUCAUGGUUACACACACCUACAUCAAUACUCGUUAAACCUGAUUGGUUCGUUAUUAAAAUAAACGGAACUCAAGUGUUAAAUGUAUCUGGUGAACUUACCACAGCAACAGUCAAUGGAUUGAGCCCAGGAGGUUAUUAUUCUGUGGAAGUGUUUGCUGUUAACACUGCAGGUGUUAGCAAAGCAUCGGAACUAAUAACAUUCAGCACAAAUAAAACUGUUCCAUUGUUAGCAUAUUUCAAUGUCACUGCACUAGCAGGUGGUAGGUCUAUACUACUGAGGUGGUCGUUGCUCUAUAAUGGCGGCUCACCUAUCACCUCAUUCACUGUUACAAUCAAUGACCUGGUCACUUUAUCUCCUCAACUUGAUACUGGUUCUUUUAUAAUGGCUGAUCUUGAGCCACUGAGUGUUUAUGAUAUCACAUCUUCUAUCGCUAAUCUGAUUGGUCAGAGCUCCGAGUCUGUUACCAUAACAACCGCUAGGGGUCCUCCAAGCCAGCCAACUACACCCUCAGUAGCUGAUGUUGGUAUGACUGACGUUACGUUGCAGUUUUCGUUCCCCUCAAUUGGUUCUGAAAUUAUUAAUAAUUAUAUUGUUAAUGUGUCAAGCACUGAGUCCGAACUGGUUACCGUGAGGGUUCCCGUUACUAGGCAACCGUUGCCGGGGGAGAACAUCACCAUUUUGGUUACGUCGCUAAGUAAAGGACGAAGCUAUUCAUUUUCUAUUGCAGCAGAGACCCAGAUUGGAAGAGGAGAAUUCAGUAAUUACACAAGCACUGUGACUACUGGCACAGAUUCAAUGUUAUUGUAUUAUAUAAUUGUACCAAUUUCAAGUAUAUUUGUUUUGGUGUUGUUGCUGCUGAUUGUGUCGAUGGUUUGUUUGUGUGUUAUUAAAAGAAGACAACAUACUAAGCACACAAUCACAAGAUUCAGUCGGCGGAACAUGUACACUAGCCACAUGUUUCCUUCCUCAUCGGUCUGUGAUAAAGACUCUCAGCCAAUUGGUUCUGAAGCCGACUCUCCUCCUCAGUCUUCCCUAGGACUAAGAGAAGAACCGCUAGUCCUAACUCAUCACCGAACACAAUCAGUUUCAUCUAACGCCUCAAGUCACUUCACGUUACAAUCUCGUAAAGCCCCAGGGGGAGGGAACGACCCACCUAACAACAUGCUCCUUUCCCCUUUCUCUCCUCCUCAUGAAACUGCUGAUAGCGCUUAUGGUGGCUCAGCUGAGAAAGUGAAUCACACUUACGCUGAGAUCGGAGGAGGAGGGAAUAGUGUUACUUCUGAGAAGCCAUUCUUUAAUUCUCCACCGAACAUCAAUAGACCAUUCUUCUCUUCUGCUCCAAUGAUCAAUAAGAAGGUUUUCGAUGCCGAUAUUUUUCCCAGCAUUCAUAAUUAUGCAACUGAUGUGUAAUCACUUCUUGGUUUAAUCAGACUUUAUCAUUAAUCAGACUCUAUCAUUCUCUCUUUCUCUCCCCCCUCUCUCUCCCUCUCUCUACUUAUCAACAAUCAUUAGUCACUCUCGAUCUAUUUAUUUGUCCGUUUUGUAUUUUAGUCUCAUUUAUAUUCAUUCAUGUUCAUUUAAUUUUUGUAAA